Messenger RNA from Armigeres subalbatus, 6141 nucleotides. Its product is annotated as E3 ubiquitin-protein ligase RNF25. Gene Ontology annotation, biological process: protein ubiquitination. The record is from RefSeq and is a predicted model, not a curated record. NCBI's taxonomy places the organism in Eukaryota, Metazoa, Arthropoda, Insecta, Diptera, Culicidae. Bases 226 to 1479 code for a protein of 417 amino acids. The transcript is spliced from 4 exons. Gene Ontology annotation, cellular component: nucleus. Gene Ontology annotation, molecular function: ubiquitin protein ligase activity; protein binding.
UCUCAUUUCCUUUUGGUGCCCCGGAUGGAUGGGAUGCAGAUAGUUGGUGGUGCGGUUAGAAAGAACCUGAUGUAUAAAGCUGCUAGGUGCGGAAAAUUGAUUUUUCCUCUAUAGCUGCUUUUCUGCACGAGGGCGAGUUUGUCGGAAAAUUGUGUUCGGAAGAAAAAUAAGUGAUUAGUUUGAAUUGAAAAGGAUAGGAACUCGCAAGUGAUACGGAAAAAGCAAAUGGAUGCGCUAAUCGACGAGGUUGAAUCGCUGGAAGCGAUCCUGAUGGAUGAUGUCUUGAUUACCCGGAGCAGUAGUGGUGUACCGGAAAUGAUCGAAACGACUGUGUUUCCCACCGUUGGCGAAGAAUUGGACAGUCAAUAUGUCUGCAUCACGCUGCAAGUCCUCCCUGGUCCCGGGUACCCAGACGUCAAGCCUAACAUAAAGUUGAAAAAUCCUCGUGGUCUGGAUGAUCAAAUCAUCAACAGUAUCGAGGCAGCAGUGCGCCAAAAACUGGACGAAUCUGUAGGACAACCAGUGGUUUUCGAUCUGAUUGAUAUCAUCCGGGAGCACUUGACCGAGAGUAAUCUGCCGUCGGGACAGUGCGUUAUCUGCCUUUAUGGCUUCCAGGAAGGGGACGCUUUUACGAAAACCGUGUGCUAUCACUAUUUGCACAGUCACUGCCUGGCGUGUCAUUUGAAUGCAUCGCGACGGAACUACGAUGAGGAGCUGUCCAAAAUGCCAGUGUGGAAGCAGAAGGAAACCAAACCGUACCAGGCGCAGUGCCCGGUAUGUAGGGAACCGAUCGAGGUGCAAGUGGAACCACUGUCGAAAUGUCGACCGCCCAGCGAGUUGAUCAACGCGCCCAAGUUUCGGGUCACCGAUGAGCUCAAAACGUUGCAAGCACAAAUGAGCCGUCUCUAUUUGCACCAGAAGAGCCGGGGUGGAAUCAUUGAUUUGGAUGCCGAAGAGGGGAAUGUUAUUUCCAUUGAAACGGAAGGCGCGAAUAGUGAGACCCCAAAAGGCACAAAUGAAGCCCCACAGGAAAGCUCCUUAUCGGAAAAUCACUCGAAUCCCCAGACGCAUAGGCAAAAUAGUGCAUCGGCGGCGGUGAAUAGUCAAACAUCCGUACAGCAUGAUCGCGGAAGCUCUUCCCGCCAAUCCGGGGCUGGCCCCGGAGGCAGUCGGGGUCACCAUGGGAAUCGAACAAAUACAAAUCGUGCUCCCCAGAAUAAUGGAUCAGUGCCAUCAGCGGAAGUAACCGAAGCUCCUCAGGCCCAACAGUACAACUCCCAUCACCACCAUCGUGGAGGUCAUCGCCAUCGCCGUGGAGGCCAUCAUCAUCAUCAUCACCACCACCAUCACCAUGGUGGUGGUCAUCAUCAUCGCGGCGGCGGUGGCGGCGGUGGAGGCACUACUUCAACUAGUGCCAAUAACGCCACUGGAAGCGGUCAGAAGAACUUAAACAAUCCGUGCACAUCCGGUGCCAGGUGACAAUUGUUGCCCCCGGAAAUGGAACAGUGGAGUCAAAGAGCAUUGACACUGCGAUCGCAGCAACACGACACGCCACCGUCGCUGAAGCUCAUGGAUCGAGCGGCGUUGCUGCUGGAUGACGACCUUUUAACCCGUCGGCAACGGUUGCUGAUAUAACAUUUGGCCCAGCCAGGUAAGCUCGUACGUAAUACUUCGCUCGAUAGGACCGAUAUGGCAAAUUGUGCAUCCAACCGAGCAUUCGCUCUCCUAAUCACUCUAAAAAGCACGUUCAACCGCAAAUUCAUAGACGGUGACAAUGAAGAUGAUACUCUUAGUAGCAGCAGUAGCACUAUUAACAUUAGAACAACCAAUUGUAUGACUGUGUCUGAAAUUCAACCCCAACUAUGUGAACCCAUACGACUGAUUAGAAUAUCAUACUUUUUCCCUGGCGUGCCAAUGACGGUCACAUGGGUGGCGAUGGUGGUGGUGGUGCUGUUAUUGGCACUGCUGCUGGAAGUUUUGAUAAGUUUUGUACGAAUAUGUUGCUACCAUCAGCACUGUCGAUGGCGGUGUAACCACGUGCUUCAACGUUGCUUGAUUUGUGAUAGAAAUUUUAUAAUGAUGUAAGAGAUGGUAUUUUAUUUGUGUCGGUUGUGUUUUUUUGUGCAUUUGUGUUAUUGAAUCUUUAGUAGGAUACGCAGAAUUUGUGUGUAAACCUAAUAUAAAACGAAUAAUCAUCGGCCAACAUUCGAAGUAGCAUUCUUCAGCUUGGGUGUGCCGUCAAAAGUCACUGACCCAUGUUUUCUAAUGUUUCUUUUCUAAUUUCUAAUUUCAUGAGAAAAUACUCAGGAGAUUCGAUACUUUCUUGUGUACCUAAUUCCUAUAUUGAGCAAAUGCUAUAUGUAUUACAAUAGCAAUGCUUUCAUACAGUAAGUUUACAAAGCAAAUUAUUCAUCUCAAAAAGAAAUAAGAAAUUCACUUUAAUAGUAGUAGAGCUGUCCUAUAGUAAUUAUUUUUUAAAGUGAAUUAAACUUCUUCAAUUUGAUGAACAUAGAUCUGAAAUCUUCAAAUGCCGUAUGAGGGUAACACAUGCUUAGCCUUAGUGCGGUUUGUUGUCAGUCUAAAGAGUGAGCUUACUUCCCAACAGCAUCUCGUGGAACAACGUUAGUUACGCCAUUUAGGUACAAGACCCUAAUGGUACAAGAGGUACACGACCCAAGGCUUCUUUUUCCGGCUUUUCAUUGUUCUGCACGAUUGAGAAUUCGCGAAGCGUGUUGAAGGAUUUAGAUGUUUCUAAAAGGAAAUCACGGUACCCAGCUAUUCCGAUUUUCGAAGCAUUGGUGGCAACUACGGUUGGCAUUCCUAUUCAUCUUCAUAGUGGGUCAAUAGAUGGUCGGAUUAAGGCACUAUCUUUUUUUUUUUAAAGGUCGCUGUCCUUCUGUUUUUGCAUCAAUAGGUUCAGUGAUUCAACAACAUGCGUUUUCAAAUUUUGCCGAAAAUGAUUCUUCGCGGCAGCAUCAGAGCAGCUCAUUCCGAAAAAUCUACAGGAUCAGUAUCAACCAACGGAACGGAAUGGAAUGAAAAGGUUCGUUUUGAACAGAACAUGGGAGGUGUCUGGGAGCAACUUGGUAAGCCGAAGAUGAAACCAUUUUUUAUAUGCUGUAGCUAGUCGGAUCUCAAGUUAGUCUUGGCGAAGGAUUGUGCUAAUCUGGAGAUGGCGAAUUUGAUUCUCGUUCCGGUCUAUGAUGUUUUCGAGUAGGAAAUACUCUCGAUUCCCUGGUCAUAGUGCCACACAAGAUAGGGGAACGGUUCGGUACUUCAUCUCAUAGAUCCUAUUUCUAUCCCAGCAAUGAAAAGGAAUUCGGGUUGUUUCUUAUUUUUGUGAUUUUUUUCACCAGUGAGCAUGCGUGUUAGCAAAAAGAAACGACGAGAUUGGUACUGUAUUUCUUUGUUUUGCGAUGAGUUGAAUAUAUGUUCAGUUAGAUGGGAAUCGGAACAGUUCCCCUACAUACUCAAGCAAUUGGGGAGCAUCGAAAACUUCCAAUUAAAUAACUAAAGAAAUGCUAAUAGAAUACAUCAUCUUUCAGAUGGAUUGUAGAGCCAUUGAAGAAGAAGAAGAUAGUCGGUGAGUUCGUUCGUUGGCAAGGCCGAUGUUAUCUCACUUCUGUGCGCAAUCAGUUCAUUCAAAAGUAGAAGAUUGCUAAUGUCGUUCCUGUUCACGUGACUAACAUCUAUGUUACUUCGACCUGGCAGCCAAAGUACUACAAAUGUCAAACCGAUGUUGGUGAUGAAACUAAACAUGCUCUAAAACAUGAUUCAUAAAAUAUAGUCAAUUGAAGCUUGUUGAAGCAUAAUUUGGCAAAAUAAUUUAAAUGACUAUAGCGCCACUAGCGUAUUAGUACUUAUGCUUCUACUGCGCAACAUAAACCUGACACCUUUUAAGCAGAAUAUCGAGUGAGCAUUGGCUUAUAGGACACUCGUCAACACAAAAUUCUUUCAAAAUGUUGACAAUUUCGACCUACAUAAAAAGUUACAUCAUUGUGGCUUCCGUUAUUUCGAGUAUGUACUCUCUUUGAGGUUUGGUCAGAAUAUCUGCCAUUCUUAUAAUUGCCAAUAAAAGACAAAAAAUGUUCAAUGAAUUGGGUGUAAUUUUCUAUGCAGUACCUGUAUCAACUUUUUUUUCUUAGCUAAAACUUUCCGGGAACAUUUUUCUAACAAAAAAAAACACAUAAUUGGGAGUUUAAAACAAUGUAAAACUAUGAUACAAAUCUGUAAAUCCUUUACACGUUUAUGUGUAGAUUGUAUCAUUCAAUAACUGUAUACUCCUGUAUACUCACAGCGUCAUUGUAAUAAGUUGCUUUCAUGAUUGGUGCUGCUAGCUAUUACUUAGUUGAACUUGUGUUAUGUGUAACAUUCAUAAAGCAAAGAUCUUUGAAGGACAAGCCUCCCGGAAUCCAAAACUAAGGUGUCUCGAGUUGCUAAUGGCACACCACUCUCAAUACGGAAGCAACGCACAACUGUCAUUUUUAUGAUUUCACGCAUGCUGUGAUGCAGCACAGCUGAAAUAAAAGUAUGACAAUUGUGCGUUGCUUCCGUAUUGAGUGUUGUGUCCAUGAAAACGCGAAUAUUUGGAUUCCGGGAGACUUGUCCUUAAACUUACUCCGUAAAACACGAAUUUAAUUUUAUUGAUUACAAUUAAUUAUUUAAUUUACCGAGAGAUUGAUAUAAAUUUGGAGAACAGGCAAACUCAAUUUCCAUUCGUUGUGAUUUAUGCUAAUUCCAAUCAAUACAAAACGCAGUAUUCAUAACUAACUUUAUUGAAGACGAAUGAUUGUUUGGAGUUAGGACACGUCACGACGACAAGAAACGUCGAUUCGACGUAUCAAAACCAUCAUCGUAACCAAAUACAACGUACAUUACGAAUAGAAUGCUGAGCAGACACAAAUAGAUUAGAUAUAAUAAUAAUCGAGUGUAAACAUUCCUUACAGUGCUUAUUAUGUAAAUGUAGAAUUCAGACCAGUUCCUCCACUUUCGUAGCAUUGUGUUCACUGAUGCAAGCUGUGGUUUUAGUCGACAAUUUAGUUUUUAGCACAUCUAUUAGAAGUUUUUUGAUUUUAUUAGGGUUUUAUUCGAAUGCCAAUUGCGUACUAAACCUAAACUACGAACGCUUAUAGAGCGUGAUAAACGAUCAUAUGACAGACAUACUGCAAAACGAAUAUUUCUUGUAAAAGUAAUCAAUUAUUGAAUACGUUUGGCAUGCUUAGCGUAUUAAUUAGAACGGGAUUAUCAAAAAAGAUGACAAAAGAUGCCCAUUCGAAAUGUUCGAAAUUGGGCUUUUUGCUGUAGACUAAAAACUGUAUAACGUAAUCAAUUCACUUAUGUAUGACCGAUAGUAAAAACCUGAGACGAGACCUGCAAAGAGGAAAAAAUGUAACUUCAGCUGCUGCCAGUCAACUGCUGUCACGAACUGUCAGGUGCAACCAGCAGCUUUUUGAGUGAAAGUAUUGGUAUCCCAAAUAAAAUAUUCCACAUCAUUUUUGUUUUACCAAGACAUUUUUACUUUAACGAGUAUUCCAAACCUUCCGUUUAGCUUGUUAAUAAUCAGUAAUAAACCUGUGUUUUGUUUCCGGGUUUAAAAAUCCUUUUGAAAAUGAAUUAACUAUUUGGUGAAUUGGAUACACUUAUAUUGUGCUCAGAAGGGUCCACCUGGGGCUUAGGUGAAACAGUCAAGUAAACAGUUGAAACUCGAUGGUCAACUGUGAUGAAAAGAAGAACAAGUGUCAAAACAAGAGAAAAGAAGCAGCGUCUUUGCAGGUCUCGUCUCAGGUAAAAACGGAAUGAUUCAAUGCAAUCAUAACAAUUGAUGAUUUGGCUAUUCCGUUAUAUGAACCGAUUUAGAAUGUCAAUAAAAUACUACGCAAUUGGAAAGAACGGUUUAAACAUUUUCCAAUUUGUAUUUGAUCACGAUAAUAAGGAAAAUUUGAAUCUAAAACUUUUAAACUCAUCAAUCAAUUAAAUAGAACACGGAUAAACAAACAAAAGCAUACUUGAAAACUAAGAUUAAUUCAAUUUCGAUGUAAUUAUGGUGGAAAGACAACAGGAAUAAUGAAUGAUAAAAUGCGCCAUUGAAAAAAAUAUUACAAAGCUGGAGACAUACAUUCAAUUCAUACUAUCAAACACGUA